UAAUUUGGGAGAGUGAAUCUUGUUUCGAUCUACAAUUGUUUACAAGUUUAGCACAGGAAGUGUAACGUUAGGAAGAAAAAACCGUCAGAAUGGGUGUCUGGUUGAUGGAUCACAUUCGCCUCCUGCGAAAGGAAGGACUCUUUGGAAAUUUGUCUAUUUUGGCAAACCUAGUGAAAACUGCUAGUGAACAGAAUACUGAAUUGUUGACUGCGGCAGAGAGAUAUCAACUAUUGGUCUAUUAUGCAGAUGCACUGUAUGAAGAACAGGAGUACAAGAGGGCUGAGGGAAUGUACCGGAAAGCCUUGCAACUAAAAAAGAUGAUCAACAAGUCCAAGGUCAAAGGUCAAACUCAAAGCAGUCAACAAUCAGAUGAUAACCUACCUUCAGAGCUAGAUGUCAGGUUUCGUAUCUACCAGUGUCACAACAGUCUUAAAAACCAUCGAGAGGCCCUCGCUGUGCUUGAGAGUAUCCCUGCUAAGAUGCGAGAACCCAAAGUGAACAUGGCCCUGGCUAAGCUCUAUCAGAAGAUUGGAAUGGAGCGAUCUGCUAUCUAUGGUUACAAAGAAGUACUGAGGCAAUGUCCUCUGGCUCUACAAGCUGUUCUUGGUGUCCUGUCUCUUGGGGUCAGAGGAACAGAGAUAGCUGCCUUCACAGUCCAUAGCAUGCCCAGCGGUGCAAACAUGGAAUGGUUAUCCUUUUGGUUGAAAGGCCAUGCCUACAGCGCUGGUAAGGAGUACAGCAAGGCAAUCAGUACAUUCAAAGCUCUUGAGAGUGGGAGUGUGUUGAGAGAAAACACAGAUGUCCUGUGUUGUUUGGCAGAGAAUUAUUUCAUGUCAGGUGAUAUGGCUACAGCAUCUACCAUCUACCAAAGGGUUCACUCCCUGGACCCGCACCAUUUGAGAGGAAUGGAAAUCUACUCCUACAUUCUUUACAAAGAAAAGAAAGUAAAGCAACUCCAGAGCCUAUCCUCAGAGCUUAUGGAAGUCACAGAUAAGAGAGGUGAACCCUGGGUUGCCAUGGGUUACUACUGUCUUUACCCGACAGCAAGAUAUGCAAGAUCUGUAUACUUUGCAGAAAAGGCCUAUCCACUGAAAGGGGGCAAGGUACAAGCCCUGUUGCUCAAGGGUAAAGGCUUAUUAGAGAUGACCAAGGUUCCUGAAGCUACUCUUCACUUCAGAGAGGCUGUCAGGUGUGCUCCUAGUAGAUUUGAGGCUCAUGAAGGUUUGGUUGAGUGCUAUGUGAAGGCCAACAGGAUACGAGAUGCCAUCACAACAUUUACCAACUCAGUCAAGGUGUUAGGCAACAACCCUCGUACAAUCACCUUCCUAGCUUCUCUACUUGCCAGAGAUAGACCAUCAAUGGACAAGGCUAAAUCUCUUCUUGAUAAGACGUUAUUCCAGGAUCCUAACUACCUCCCAGCAAUCUAUCUCAUGGUGGAUAUACUCAAUCAAGAACAAAAAUAUGCAGAUGCCAUCAGUCUAAUUCGCAAGCAGCUUGAGCAGCAGAGUACAAGUCAGCUUCAUCAGAUGUUAGGCGAUUGUCUAGCACUCAAUAGUGAACCACAGGAAGCACUUGAUCAGUAUAGUAUAGCACUCAGUAUGGAUCCCAGCAAUGACAAAGCGAUGCAAGGGAUGCACAAGGUUGAGAAGUCAAGCGAUAGUCUAGAAGCAACAGCUGAAGAUGAUAUGGAUGCUAUAGAGGAGAGUGGGGAGGAUGUAGGGGAGUAUGAAAACAGUGACCCUGAAGGAUCAUGGGUAGACAAUGAGUGGUUAAGCUGAUGUGAGUCAUGCUGCUGUAAUCAGAGAGGGAGCUGUAGUGGAAGCCAUCUUUUCUACCGAAGUUCAAACAUCAGACAUUAAUGGUCAAGGAUGCUGGUAGUGUUUAUAUUUCAGUGAAAAGACAUGGACCAAGUGAUUAAAGUACUUUGAGGGACUUUUCUUCAAGUUACAUGUUCACCAUUGAACUGCUACGUAAAUACACCAUAGUGGUCUGCUUUGUGAUCGAUGCAGACAAGAGUCAUUGGAGAGAAGCAAUGCAAUACAUUGAGCAUGCCCAGACUUGACUGAUUGACAUUGCCUGAUAUAUCACCUGCUCAUGAUGACACGGCUUUCCCCAAUCCUUCGCUAGACAAAAUAAUGGACAGGCAGCAAGUACUUGCGCAUAUGGUGUAUCAUGUUGCUAACAAUUUUCUAUACCGUGGAGACAAAAAGGAAGCUAUUCUGAGUGACGUUCAGGUACUUGGCUAUCAGUCCCCUAGUCAAUGUUAAAAUCGAAAAGUCCCCCUACUGGUGUUAUUGAACCUGAGAAUGAAUUCCCAUUGGGUGAUUUCAAGUUCGGUGUUGACCUUGGUGUUGGUGUUAGUGUUGAAAUUUCGAUUGCUUCCCCU
Lytechinus variegatus (green sea urchin) is the source of this 2386-nucleotide messenger RNA. It is a transcript of the gene anapc7, whose product is annotated as anaphase-promoting complex subunit 7-like. The transcript is spliced from 15 exons. NCBI's taxonomy places the organism in Eukaryota, Metazoa, Echinodermata, Echinoidea, Temnopleuroida, Toxopneustidae. Gene Ontology annotation, molecular function: protein binding. The coding region runs from base 90 to 1778 and encodes 562 amino acids. The record is from RefSeq and is a predicted model, not a curated record. Gene Ontology annotation, biological process: cell division.